CUAUAUUACUGGGAAAGGGUGAGAGUUUCCAUCCCGGUCCGCCCCUCUCCCCAGUCCCCUGCUCCGGCUGGUUGGGUGCUGGCGUCGCCACCGCGUCACGCAGGCAACAGUUUGAGUAGAGAGGGCCAGACAGUGCUGUUUGAGACACAGUUACGGGAACAGUGGCCCGGGAUCGCUCCGCAUAUAUGGAUGGAAGGCUGUGAAGUGUUUGCUUUUAUAUGACAGGAAGUCAAGAAAUACCAUUGUGUCCGUCACUACAACACUCGUGACUAUGGCAUCCUCGCAGGAAGUCAUCACUCAGCAUUCAUGCUGCCAGCGGAUCACCAGGAAGGAUGAAUAUGAAGAAGUGAAGGAAAGCAUAAAGCAUCCUAAGGAGCUGAUGAGAGUGGCAGCCACACACCCUGCUGACUGCGGCACGCCCAUGGGUUCUCCACCAUGGCUUGACACUGACAAACUAAAAAUGGCUCAGUCGUUGUUCCGUCGACACUUCCUGGGCGUGUUCAUCAGCAACCUGGUGGGAUUGCUGUGUCUGCUGGCCGUGCAUAGCGUCCUCAAGGUACUCGUCUUCACCCGUCGCUCCUCGGUCCGCGCCGCCGCCUUCAGGAGAUACUUGUCCACCAUGAACCACGUUAGGAAGUGGUAUACGGAAGAUGUAUUUGACCCAGAUUCAAGUGCCUUCAGGUCCAUCCAGCAGGUGAGGAAGAUGCACUCAAAUGCAUUCAGAUCAGCCGAAUCAGCCCAAGUGUCUACCGCUUCCCAGGCUGACAUGAUGGUAACUCAGUGGGCCUUCUUCGGCGUGCUACUUACCCGCGGCCAUCGCCUCGGGGUUCGCUGCUCCAGAGAGGAAGAGGAAGGCCUUGUGCACUUUUGGAAGUCAAUUGGACACUUGCUGGGGAUAGAGGACAGGUUCAACUUAGCCUCAGGCGAACUGGAGGAGGUAAGAACACGGUGUGAAAAACUGAACGAGGUGAUGGCGGCUGCCCUUGUCUCGCCACCUGACCAAUUCUCUGCCAUGGCGGAGGCGCUGCUGUGGGGGGUACACGGCAUCGUGCCCAUGGUAGAUCCUCCAGCAUUCACAGCGUUUACCCACAACAUGCUAGGCCUUCCUCAGCCCACUCUCAGGCUCUCCUGGUACUCUCUCUUCAUGCUGAGACUCAUGGAGUACAACUUCAGUGUAUUGGUUCACCUUCCCUUGAUGGGGCGUGUUCUGCAGUGGUAUCAGAACGGCCUUCUCACCUUGGCCAUCAACACCUGCACUCUUUACCCGUCCGUGCCCGCCUUCUGUGGCAAAGUAGAAAAGGCAGUUUUACAAGCUGUAGAUGCCGUAUUGGCUGUCUUCCAAAAGGUUAUUUGUUACUUUUCGUAUUCCUAUUCGUUCAAGAGAUGAGGAUUUUUUAUGUGAAACAAAGUAACUGACACCAAAUACGAAAAAAUAAAGUACUGAUAUAGUUGUGGUCCUUUGCCUGUAAGGAUCAGAUCUCAUUGGUUUCAGGUUAAUGUAUCUGGAACGCUUUCUUAAGUGUUGGGGUAGAAACAAUAUUAAUGCAUCCAGACCAACCGCUUGCAAAGGACUGUUGAGCAGUGAGUCGUGGGUCCAGCACGAGCCACAUUGUGCGUCUCCUCUUCAACUCACGGCGUGGACCGGAUUUGUGCAAGCCUCUGUGAGGUUGUUUGGAGUGUGAAUGUAAUGCUGGUGGUGAUGAAACACACACACACACACACACACACACUAAGAAAAAAGAAUUGGGAUUAAGGUUCCCGGCUUGAUAUGGUCCUGUCAUCACUUAGGUAUGUAAUAUCUAGAACCAAGAUUUGAAAUCGAAACAUUAUUUAUUUAUUUAUUUACGCGUCAGAACACUAUGUUUGUGUUGUAGUAAAAUAUAUUAACGGGGUUAGACUUUUUACGUAUGAUUAUUUUUUUCACGAUUAAAUGAUGUAUGUAUGUACAUGUACUCACUAUGUUCUGCAAGAAUGAAGUCUUGAAUAUA
This is a messenger RNA of Portunus trituberculatus (swimming crab), 1988 nucleotides long. RefSeq lists its product as uncharacterized. Gene Ontology annotation, molecular function: oxidoreductase activity. The coding region runs from base 272 to 1387 and encodes 371 amino acids. The record is from RefSeq and is a predicted model, not a curated record. The transcript is spliced from 6 exons. Lineage: Eukaryota; Metazoa; Arthropoda; Malacostraca; Decapoda; Portunidae.